Messenger RNA from Chelonia mydas (Green sea turtle), 3976 nucleotides. RefSeq names its product interleukin 27 receptor subunit alpha (gene IL27RA). The record is from RefSeq and is a predicted model, not a curated record. Gene Ontology annotation, molecular function: cytokine receptor activity; interleukin-23 binding; interleukin-12 receptor binding. Gene Ontology annotation, cellular component: interleukin-12 receptor complex; external side of plasma membrane; interleukin-23 receptor complex. The coding region runs from base 1159 to 3189 and encodes 676 amino acids. The transcript has 15 exons. NCBI's taxonomy places the organism in Eukaryota, Metazoa, Chordata, Testudines, Cheloniidae. Gene Ontology annotation, biological process: positive regulation of activated T cell proliferation; cytokine-mediated signaling pathway.
CAGGAAGGGGGAAGCUGUGUGAGCUGUGUGUCCUGCAGACAGGAAGGCGACUGCCCCAGAGUCCUGCCUGGCUUCAUGGGGAGCAGUUCCAGAGCAUCGCCCGGGGACCCGGUGACAGUGUUUGGUACAGGACACGAGUUCUGGAGCCAACAGUUCUCCGUGUUGCUGUGGGAGAGAGUAUGGGCUUGUGGCUAGAGCAAGGGAGGCGUGGGUCCGGACCCCUGGGCGCUGGGAGAGGAGUGUGCUGCAGAUUAAGAGGGGACAGGAAGCAGGACUCGUGGACUCUGUUCCUGGCUGUGAGAGGGGAAUGUGAACUAGUGGUUAGAGCAGCGGCAGAGCGCCGAAAACCAGGACCCCUGGGCGUUAUGCCUAUUGCUGGGUGGGGAGCGAGGUCCGAUGGUUAGAGCAGGGCUGGCUCCAUGGUCCAGUGGCAAAGAACAGAAGUGGGUAAACUAAACUCCGUCAGCCCCAGCUCGGCAGUGGGUCAGCUCUGUCCGCCCCCUUUACUCUCCACGACGCUCCUGGGGCGACCGGGAGUUCGGGGCUCUCCUCCUCGCUCUGACCGGCACAUGGUUAAAGCCACAGCCUGGGGAUCCCCAGCGCCGCGGCGCGGUGGGCGGCGCUGGGCGUCUCCCCCCUGCCUGCGCCCCCCGCGCCCCACAGACACCAGCCGAGCAGCCCCCCCGCCUUCCGGCGCUAGCUCGGGGGGACGUGCGCCCCGAAGGUCCGCCCGGGCGACGCUGCAAACUUUCGGAAACUCUGACGGGGGGCUUGUUCCGGUGUCUCGGCAGCUGGCUGCGUGUGUGUGUGUGUGUCCGUGUCCUGUACGGCUUGCUCAGCGAGUGUGCAACCCAGCGCUUCCUGCUUCAGGCUCUUUCCUCUUCACUCGCCGCCGGCCGCUUUGUCCCACGGCGAGCGCCGGGCGGCCCCCCAGGCCCGUGGGAGCCCCUGGCGUGUGGCCUGAUUUUGCAACCGCUUCCUUUCCCAGCUGUUUCUCUCUUCCUUUGUCCUCGGACCAGGGGAACUCGGCCAGAGACUCCAGCUUUAAGCCAAGUAUGUGACGGGGGCUGCCAAGUACCUUGUGGAGGGGAUUGUGGGACAGUGUUGGCUGACGAGUUGCUGACAAGCUAUCUCUGCUUCCCAUGCGGGGCUGGCACCAUGAGGAAGAGAUGGAGGGGAGCGUGGCUCCUGCUGCUGGCACUGAAGACCUUUGGGUUUCAGGAAGGUGACCCAGAGGAACCCACAGGGCUGGAGUGUUACCAGAUGGGCCCCAGAGGGGGCAUGAAUUGCACAUGGCCCAGCAGGACCGGCCCUGAGGCUACCACCACCUACACCCUCCACUACCAGAGCCUGAAGUUCAAACGCAACCAGACGCAGAGUUCCCAGGCCCCCGCCGGACAGAGCUGGGUGGUGAUUGGAAGAAGCAACCUGACACGCAAUGAGAACUAUGCCGUCUGGGUGGAGGCUGGUGACGGGACCCAGAUCACACCAAGGCUAACUCUGACCCUGCACGAGAUAGUGAAGCCGGAUCCCCCUGUACUGAGCCUAGAGGACGUGAACCCUGUGGUCACCGUGAGCUGGACAAACCCCCAGUGGCCUGAGCAUUUCUCCCGGGAUCUGGCCUGCCACCUUCGCUACCGGGUAUCUGGGACCCCCAACUGGACCAGGGUUCAUGAGGGGGAUGUUGAGCCCAACCACUACGAAUUCUCCAGCCUGGAGCCUUUCACGGCCUACGAGGUGCAGGCCCGCUGCAUCCCUGAGGACCGGAAGGGCUUCUGGAGCGACUGGAGCCCGUCCCAGACCUUUCAGACUCCCGAGGCUGCCCCGCUGGGCCUGGUGGACGUGUGGCAAGUGGCCAGCCCUGCUGAGUCCGGAGAGCCCAGCCUGCUGCUGCUGUGGAAGCCGCUCAAUUCCGAAGGAGCCAGGGGAGUCAUUCGCAGCUACAGCCUGGCCUUCCGGACGGGGAGCGACGGAGCCGAGAGCCCCCUGGAGUCCCCCUGCUGCAACGCGAGCCUCCCCUCCAGAACCACCCGCGUCUGGAUCUCGGCAAACAACCACGUCGGGCGGACGCAGCCUGCCAACCUCAGCCUGGAGCGGCAGGAUCUACCUGCCCCGGCGGGGGUCCAGGCUGUGGCCGUGCAUGGGCAGGAUCUCCGUGUUACCUGGGAGCCCAGCAAGGACCCACUGGAAGGGGAGCCCACGGAGUAUCUGGUGGAGUGGGCCAAGGAGUGCAGCAGCUCAAAGGCGGCAUCCCUGGGCUGGGUGCGCAGGGCGGCGGGCGUUCACAGUGCCCUGCUGACAGGUGACUUCAAGCCACGGGUGCCGUAUCAGGUCCGCGUGUACGGGCUGUACCCCGGGGGCUUUGGUGCAUCGGCCCCUGUCCGAGCCUACACCCAGGAAGGAGUGCCGUCGGCAGGGCCCCAGGGCCUGCAGGAUCGUAGCAUCUCCAAGGAGGCGUCUGUCAUCUCCUGGGAGGCGAUCCCCCUGGCGCAGUGCAAUGGGCACAUCACCCACUACACCCUCUACCUCGCCGCGCCCACGGGGAGCCCACAGACCUACCAGCCCAUCGCUGCUACAGAGACAAGCUACAACCUCUCCGGCCUGGAGCCUGGCACCUCCUACCAGCUCUGGAUGACGGGCUCCACCUCGGCUGGGGAAGGAAACGCCAGCUCCAUCCACCUCUUCCACACGCCAGAUUCCCGCUGGGAGGCUGUCCUGGCUUCCCUCCUGGCGGUGGGAUUCCUCCUUUUCCUGGCCUGCGUCCUGGGAGCUGUCCUGCAUGUGCAGCUGCUGGACCUGUGCCACAAGGUGCUGCCCAGCUGGUGCUGGGAGAAGGUCCCGGAUGCCACCCACAGCAGGAUUAUGCUGCAUGAGGUGAACAGGGAUCCCCACAGCUACAGGGGGCCUUUGGUGUGGGACCUGGACACGGAGGAGCCCCCCAUCACCGAGCUUGAUAUCAGGGAACCAGCAGAGCACAUGAACCAGGGCUACUCAACUCUGCCCCAGCUGGAGUCUGCCCUGCCCCACAGCGGGGGGGCUGACGACUGGACCGGGAGCAAGCCCAGGACAGAGGAGCUGGUGCCAAGCAGCCCCACCCUGGAGGAGACGUGGGGAGACAAAGCCCCGGUCAUUUCUGGCUACGAGAAACAUUUCAUGCCCACUCCGGAGGAGGUGCUGGGACUGGCCUGAGGGAUGCGGCUGGGCGAGAACCACCAGCGCCACACAGCACUGCUCCAGGCACUGGGGAGACCCAGUCAGGAGUGCCUGGCUGGAGGGGCCAAAGACUGGGACAUGGGGUCUUUCCCCUGUAGGGGGCGCCGGCUCCAAGCUCAGGUUGGGGCGCUCUUUGGGGCAGGGAAUGGGUCACAGAGAUUUUCCCCUGUUAGUGGUGCAGGCUCUGAUCCAGCCUUAAUUCUGCAGCCACCAAAUUGCCCCUGCCUGGUGGACUGAGUUUGCUGGUAUACUGCGUCCCUCCUAGACACCCUCCCCGACAGGCUGCCUUAGCAGACACGCCAAAGACCGAAUGGCCCAUGGAGACCGAGUUCCUCUCCGGACUCCCAGCCCCCUCUGCUCUAACCACUACGCACGCUACUCCUCUCCUGGAGCUGGGGAUAGAACCCAGGAGUCCUGACUCCCAGCCAGGGGCGGCUCUAGCAAGUUCCCCCCCCACCCCCGAGCAGUCACCGCGGGACACGGACUGCCGCCCCAUUCUAAUUGCCGCCCUGAGCACCAGCUUCGAGAGCUGGUGCCUGGAGCCAGCCCCUGCUCCCAGCCCCCUCCUCCCAGAGCCUGUGACAGACCCAGACUCUGCCCCUCUAAUUGUCAGCAGCCCAUCACCCUGGUAUCAGGGCCCCCGCAGAUUCCCUCCUCCACAGGCCAGCUUUCUCCCCACUCUCGAGCCCUGCUCGAGCUCAGAGCUGCACACCAUGCAGCUGUAUGGCAUUUUUUUUACUUGUACAUGUUUUUUUUAACCUUC